GCUACUGUCUUGUUUUACAAAACCCUAGUCUCCCCUUCCUUUCCCCCCAAACCCCCCAAACAACUACGAAAAACCCUCGAGAACAAAAGUUUCAGCUCCGGGGGUUUCCGCCAUAACCCAGCAACAAUGUCGAUGUCGAAGAGCUCCAAGAUGCUUCAGUACAUCAACUACCGGAUGCGGGUCCACAUCCAAGACGGCCGUCAAUUGGUCGGAAAAUUUAUGGCUUUCGACCGUCACAUGAACCUCGUCCUCGGCGACUGCGAGGAGUUCCGGAAAUUGCCCCCUACGAAAGGCUCCAAAACUAAGGAAGAACGAGAGGAUCGCCGCACUCUCGGCCUCGUCCUCCUCAGGGGCGAAGAAGUAAUUUCCAUGACUGUCGAAGGCCCUCCUCCUCCCGACGAGUCUCGUGCUAAAGCUGCCUCAGCUGCUUCGGCAAUUCCUGGCCCGGGUAUUGGUCGGGCUGCGGGCCGUGGUGUUCCCAGCGGGCCGCUUGUUCAGGCACAGCCCGGUCUUGCUGGCCCGGUUAGAGGAGUUGGUGGGCCUUCUCCGGGGAUGAUGCAGCCGCAGAUUUCUAGGUCGGCGGUUCCUCAGGUGUCGGCUCCUCCGAUUUCGUACCCGCAGCAGCCGCCUCAGGUGGUGAGGCCUGGAGGGCAAAUGCCACCGCCACCUAUGCCACCUAUGGGGAGAGGGCCGGUGCCUAUGCCGCCACCGCCCCAGUUUAGGCCUGGGGGCCCACCUCCGCCUGGGCAGUUCCCGCCUCAGUUCGGACAGAGGCCUAUGGUUCCUCCACCACCUCAGUUUAGGCCAGGGGGCCCACCUCCGCCUGGACCACCUCGACCUGGGAUGCCUGGAGCUCCUCCACCUCAGUCUCAGCCUCCUCGUCCCGGUAUGCCCCCGCCUCCACCUGGUGGUGUGUUUGGACCACCUCGUCCAGGAAUGCCGCCUCCACCUAAUGCUCCACCGCAGAACCAGCAGUAGUUGAGAAUAUGAUUUAUCAGGAAUUUUAUAGAUCGCCAUUGAAGUCAGAUAUUCACCUGAGAGGAUGUAGUUGGUUGGCUGCCUUUGAUAAUCUAUGUUAGCAUUUACCAGUGAUUUGUACUUGUGAGAUGUUUUCUCCUUAAUGAGGCUUCCUUUUGUGAUGUUACUUUUGCACAUUGUGACCAUUGCCAGAAUUGUCCCCUCAACUGAUUAGAAUUUUUGAUGUACGUUCCAUGGCUUUUUAGUACAUAUGAUGCUGACUGAUAUUAGAAUCUCUUUCCCUCCCCUUCUCUCUCUUUCUGUGGAGUUAGUGAUACUGGAAAUGAGAAAAAGCUCCAAGUAUGUGGAGGUAUUAUCCUUGUUCAUUUUCUCUA
Coffea eugenioides is the source of this 1352-nucleotide messenger RNA. Its product is annotated as small nuclear ribonucleoprotein-associated protein B'. Lineage: Eukaryota; Viridiplantae; Streptophyta; Magnoliopsida; Gentianales; Rubiaceae. Gene Ontology annotation, biological process: mRNA splicing, via spliceosome. Gene Ontology annotation, cellular component: U4 snRNP; catalytic step 2 spliceosome; U2 snRNP. The transcript is spliced from 2 exons. Bases 127 to 978 code for a protein of 283 amino acids. The record is from RefSeq and is a predicted model, not a curated record. Gene Ontology annotation, molecular function: RNA binding.